UCAGCACUGGUUUUCUCUCGGCUUUCUCUCCUCGACCGAACAAGGUGUGUGCGUUGCGUGCCCUGUUACUAGUUUCCAAUUUUUUCAUAAAAGUUUCAAAGUCGAAGAGAAAACGUCCAUUUUGGUAUAAAAGUAUCGUAACUAGUUUUCGGUAGUGAUCGGCCAUAAAGUUAAGCAAAAAACGAAACUCAACGGAACGUAAAGUGAACGGUAAAGUGUGAUAUUCAUUCAACUGGAAUUUUUCACUUAAGAUCGCCAUCUUUUUUUUUAAUCACCGUCGCGUGGCGCCCCAAAGCGGAGCACUAGUGCAGCAGGCAGUAGCACCACAAGUUUUCCUCAUCAACCCACCCCACCAUAAUAGCAUUGUUGCACAUGAAAAUUUGUUGAUCGUGAGGUACAUAUCGUGGAGGAAACACAGUGCAGCGCAUUAAAAGCCCAGGGAGAAGGAAAUUUAAUCGCAGUGAGUGAAUAGUUGAAGCAGUAUUGUUCCCCCCUCUAACUUGUUCGGGUCGAGCUUCCGAGGAAGAGAAAGUACGAGAAGGAAAUUUGAAUAAAAAGAUAAUCAAUAUGCAGUUCCAAGGCAACGGUCAACCCCACCCAGGAGGUUUCCGUCCACGUAGUGAAAAGCCGGAUUUCUAUGGAGGAGCAGGCGGCGGACCCGGCGGUAAGCCCCACUUCAUGAACAAACCUGGUGGUCCACCGUCGAUCCCUCCAUUCAACCCGAAUGGCUUCGGAGGACCGAAACCGAUGUACGGCAACGGCCCGAACGGACCUUCCGGAGGGCCAGGUGGUUUCAACAAAUUUCGCAACAAUAAUUUCGGUGGACCCGUUGGUGUCGGUGGAAUGCCGAUGAAGAAAGAUUUUGGAGGACCGAAAAUGUACAGUGGCCCGGGAAUGAAUGGCGGCGGAAAACCCUUUUUCGAUAAACCCAUGGAUUCGUUCGGAGGACCGAAGAAGUAUAAUUCGAUGCCAAGCUCGUAUGGUAACAGAAAUGGAUAUGGUCCAAAACCAGAUUUUAACAACAUGAGCAAAGAAGAUCGUGCCAAGAUCCAAUCAUUGAAGGCUAAAUUCCCUGGACAGGGUCUAGUGGCUCCAAUCUGGGAGAAUCUGGAACCAUUCCAGAAAGAUUUUUACGUGCCGCAUCCAGACGUCUUGACCCGCACUCAAGAAGAGGUGCAAGCAUUCCGCGAAGAUAUGCAAGUCACUGUUAUGGGUAACAGUGUACCACAUCCGGCUCAAAAUUUCGAGGAAGGAAACUUCCCAGAUUUUGUAAUGAACGAAAUCAGUAAACAAGGAUUUCCUGCUCCUACCGCCAUCCAGGCUCAGGGUUGGCCAAUUGCUCUUUCUGGUCGAGAUCUGGUAGGAAUUGCUCAGACUGGUUCUGGGAAGACUCUGGCUUACAUGCUACCGGCCAUCGUACAUAUCGCCAAUCAGAAACCGUUGCAACGUGGUGAAGGUCCCAUCGUUCUCGUGCUCGCCCCGACACGUGAACUCGCACAACAAAUCCAAACCGUUGUUAGGGAUUUCGGCAUUCAUUCGAAACCACAGAUCCGCUACACCUGCAUUUUCGGUGGAGCGUUAAAAGGACCACAAGUUCGCGAUUUGGAGCGUGGCGUUGAAGUGGUGAUUGCCACCCCAGGACGUCUGAUUGACUUUCUCGAGCGAGGCAUUACCAACUUGCGCCGAUGCACCUAUCUGGUGUUGGACGAAGCAGAUCGGAUGCUGGACAUGGGUUUCGAACCACAGAUUCGCAAGAUUAUCGAGCAAAUCCGACCGGAUCGACAAGUGUUGAUGUGGUCUGCCACCUGGCCAAAGGAGGUACAGGCUUUGGCAGAAGAUUUCCUCGAUGACUACAUUCAAAUCAAUGUGGGAUCUUUGAAUCUAUCCGCGAAUCACAACAUUCAUCAAAUUGUUGAAAUUUGCGAAGAAAGUGAUAAAGAAGGUAAACUUCUUGGACUGCUAAAGGAAAUCGCAAGCGACGCGAAUAAUAAAAUAAUUAUCUUCGUGGAAACCAAGAAAAAAGUGGAAGAUCUUUUGAAGAAUAUUGUAAGAGAUGGCUACGGAGCGACUUCGAUCCAUGGUGAUAAGUCACAGUCGGAGCGCGAUUAUGUUCUGCAGGACUUCCGACAUGGCAAGAGUACCAUACUGGUUGCGACGGACGUCGCAGCGAGAGGUCUGGAUGUCGAGGACGUGAAAUAUGUAAUCAAUUUUGAUUAUCCGAACUCUUCGGAAGAUUACAUCCACAGGAUCGGACGCACCGGGCGGUGUUCUUCAUUCGGUACAGCGUAUACAUUUUUCACGCCCGGAAACGGACGUCAGGCACGGGAGUUGCUUUCGGUAUUAGAAGAAGCCGGUCAGCAGCCGAAUUCAGAAUUGAUUGAAAUGGCCAAGCAGGUACCCGGAGGAAAGGGUGGACGAUGCCGAUACAAUGUUCGCGGAGCUUUGACAUCUAUGAACGGAUACGGUCGGAUAGACCAACAGAACGGCUUCGGUGGUGGACGAAUGUUCCAGAAGAAACCAUUUGAGAACAGAUACGGAGCUCCUCCCGGUGGUAGCCCAGGAGGAAAUCGCUUUAAUAACAUGAACAAUUUGAACAAAUUCGGUGGACCGGGCGGAUAUCGUGGUGGUGAUAGCUGGAAUAAGAAUGGCGGUGGCGGUGGUGGUUACCAGCAGCAACCACAGCCGCAGUCGCAGCAGCCACAAUCGGGAGGUCAACAACAACAGAUGUAUGAACCGCAUCAGCAAAUGCGAUUCCAUCAGAAGAAUAUUUAUCAGAAUCACAAUCAAUAUGAAGAUUUUUCCAACCAAAUGGUGGGAGGUGCUCCGCAAGCAUUCAAUGCACAUAACGGAACUCGUUUCUAUCAGAGCAAACCUCAUCAGGGAGCUGGUGGAAUGCAGCAAUCUCAACCAGGUGGUCGCUACAAUAUAACGAAUCAGUACAGCGCCGACGGUGGACCGAAACCAGCCGGCGCUCGUCCGCCCUAUCAACCGAAGCAGCAGUACAGCAACAACUAUGCUUCAGCUGGCACUGGUAAUCCUUAUCCAGCACAGCUGGCGGCCGCUGCAGCAGCUGCUGCUGCCGCUGCUGGUGGAGGACAAACGAUUCCGGCAGCAGGAUUUGCAACCGGCUAUGAUCCACUCGGUGGGGUACAGGGGGCCAUGGGCACUUUUGCAUCGUCGUAUCAAAUUCCGACCGCUCCGGCUUACUACUCGUACCCGGCAACGACAGCCCCUCCACCACAAACCCAAGCUCCACCGGUGGUCCCAGCCGUUCAGCAAGCUGACGAUGGUCGACAGAUGGGUUCGUACUCACCAGCCGGUAUGAUAGCGUGUCAGUUGGUGUCGGUAGAGGACUAUCCUCACGGGUGUUAAGUAGGUAGCGAUGAAUACAGAAUACAUUGUCCCUAGUGAUGUGACCGUUUGGUAAAAAUUGUGAUUCUCCCGUACAAUUUUCCGUGCAAAUGGACAAGCUCUUCAAAACAGGGUUUCGGCUCUUGGAAUUAGCUGGUUCACUUUUGAUUGUCCGAAAAAAAAACAAAUGUAGGAUUUUGUUUAUAACUAACUGUUCAAUUUAUACCAAUACCAAUUUAUACCUAAAAUUGUUCUACAUGCAGAAUUCGAAUAGAGAACCAGAAGCGAAUUGUACAACUUUGAGUAGUAUGUGCUGGGCACGAUAAAUUGCAUCAGCGACAUUGAUCGACAUGUUUCUGAAAGUAGACAUUGAAAUCCGAAAAACAUUCAUAUUUUUCGAGAGAAUCUCUGAGAUGAGUAAUCAUAAAUUGAUGCAAUCUUUUUGUUAAAUAAUUGCAUGGUUUACUGCGUGGUAACUUCUCUGCUCUUUACGUGUAUUUUCCGUUUAAACUUGAUAUCUGAUGAAAACGUUUGUAAAAAUUUAAAAAAAUGAGCGAUGAAGAAACCAUUUUUUGCUUUAAAGGUUAAGAUUUUCUCGCCGACAAUCAAGUUUUUUUUGUCAGAGCACUUAUUUAUAGGGAAUGGUGGAUUCAUGGUACUGUAGAAAUAUUGAGUCCGAAAUUUUUUGAUUCGUGCAUAUUAUUCUCCUCUAUCACUUUGGAUGAAGAAAAUUUAAAAGUAAUACCUUCUUUUGUCAUAAAUUUUCAAAUAUUCUGUUAAUACUGUUUAACCUCACAAAAAUCCCUACGAUAAGGGACAAUUACGUCUUAUGGUAGAAGAAAUUAACAAAUCUAAAUAUCAGCUUUCAAAUAGGUGGAAUGCCGAACCCAUCCAACCAACAAAAAAGAAAUCAGACAAAUUGUACAAAACCAACGGCGGAAUUCCAAUGUUGACUUUGAAAUUGAAAUAGAAAAAUACGGCGAAAUGACUGUUUCAUUUUGAAAAUGUUAAAUAAAUAUUACAAUUAUUAUGGACUUGUUUAAAACGCCCAAAGAAUAAUCAGAGUAGAUUUUCUGAAUUAUGACUUUACAUAACAUUUUGUUGUCAACAUAAUUAAAUUUGGAAUAGCUUUUUCGAGCAUAUCAACUGAUUUCUCAUCAAUAACAUGUGUUCUAUUCUAGUGCUUGAAUGGAUGCGGGUUUGUAGGCAUAAAUAAGAGAUUUGAUGUACCCCCACAAAAAUAAUCCGAUACGAGUCGAAUUCACUGGUCCAGAACGAGAAAUAAAUUGCUAACCAAACUUCCAUUGUUUCGGGUGCUGUAUGGCAUGUGGCACCUUCUUGUUGAAACCAAAUGUCAAUUAGAUUCUGUUCUUUAAUUUUGGGCAAGAAAAAGUCGAAAAUCAUCGAACUAUAGCGUACACCAUUGGAGGAGGAGGUCAAUUUCAUCCCAAACCUCAUCGGGUAUUGGGUUCUCCACCAGGAAAAAAAUAAAAUAUAUUAAAAUUUUCUAACACUUAGAUUAGUUCUCACCCAGUUGGUUGUUCAAUCAAGAAUGUUAUAUUAGUCAAGAAUUAAUUCCUAGCUAACCUGGCUUUACUAAGUAGUACAUAAAAAUCGGUCGGGUUGGCGGUUGCAUACAUAGGGUGCUGGUCUUUCAAGGCAGUUGCCGUAUAUUCGAGUCCCGACCUGGAAGGGUUCUUAGUGUCAGUAGGAUGGUAGUACUAGCCAUGCAAUGAUUCCGUACACUAAGAAUCGGCUGCGAAGGUUGUUGAAACAGAAAGGCUAAAUUCCACAAAAGGAAUGUAAUGUAAAGACUUAUUUUUAGUGAAUUGGCGUUUAAUAAGGAUAAUCAAAGUUAAUCCGUUGCAAGCCUCAAAAGCCUGUUCAAUAGGGCUAUUAUGAUGACCAUGAAAAAGUCGAAGCUCACGAAACGCCUUUUCGUUUACAGAACACCAAACAGCAAAAACGCAAUAGAAGUGAUAGUUGUGAUGAACUGUUUCAUCGAAAUAAAACUUAAUAUAUUUUGUUUACAUUUUGGCUCCUCCGCCCUUUUUUCAUGUUGGGCAUUUCUGCUUUUUAGAUUACCUAAUUUUUUCGUUAAUAUAUGAAAAAAUCUAUAAAUAUAUUAACUAAAACUUCAACGCCUGUAACGCUGCAAGAAGUUUGUUUUAAUGCUACUGCAGUCUCAUUACUUCGAUUACCUUCAGAACACAGAAUAUACCUAACAAGCACGACAUAAUUUUUGAGUAAAUUUGCACAAUGACAUGAAUCAUCUCUCUUUAUUUUCUCGUUUGCUAAUGUUCGACGUCGUUCCGCGUCGGUUUUCUAAUGGGUUUUCAAACAGCAUUUUUUAUUGAGUAUCAUCCAUUGUAAAUAGGCAAUAUCAAAAAAAUAAUAAUCUUCGUUUGAACUUCUUUGAUAAGAUAAGAUUCGAUAUCAAAUGUAACUAUUAAACUAUACCACUGAAGGUGGAUGAGUGCCCUCGUCAUUCUCAUGAACUAUAUAUUUUUAGAUCCCUCACUCAAAAUAUGAGUGGCGGUGAUUCGGUUCGCACGAACUUGAACAAAUUUUUUUUUAAUUCUUCAUAGAUAGCACCUAUUUCUGAUAGGCUAUUAUACUAAAUGAUCAAUAUGCCUGGUGACUUGUGAGGUGCGACCUUAUGUCAAAUAGACCGACUCCAUUUUCUAAUGUGCUUCGAUUCCACCGUUGCUAAAAUAAGUAGGUAAUCUAGGAGAAAAUCGCUUUAAGAAAGAAUUACUAAACAAAAGGAGGCUUUCUAACAUCCUUCCGCAAAGUUGAAUUAGUAGUAUCAGAUGCGACAUCAUUUCGUCAUUUUCCGAUCUCAAUUCUAUUCUUAAAUACAGUGGUAACUGUCUCUAAAUAAAUAUUAGCUACAUAUCGAAUACCAUACAGUGAAUGCAUCGGGUAACGGUAAUUGUAGAAGUAGGCAGUAAGAUUUUCAUAAUCGAAACAAUAGCUACUACUCAUUCAAAUGCAAUUGUGGACAAAAAAGCCCAUUGAAUUGCACAAGUACGAACCCACCCACUCGUCGCCAGCUCUUAUUUGGAAAGAUAGAUCUUUUUCAUUUUGAUAGGACACAAAAAGCUGCAAUGUCGAUCUGCAAAAUGCGCGCAGCCCUUCACAGUUAGAAAUAAAUCAAAGAAUCUUCCUGAUAACCAAUGGCACACAUGUACACGAACAGAUUAACUACCCAUCGAUGAUGUGCUGAUCGGCAGCCGACAUUUUAUAAGCUAAUCCUUCGUGAGAACGCGAGCGAAAAGAGUAAUUGUGAUGUUUUUUUUCUAAACUAAUACGUAAACACAGAAAUAACGCGAAACCAAACAAAUCACGUUAAGUGUUUCAUCCAACAAGCAUCGCACCCUGCUGCUGUGCGGUGGUGAUUACAAAUUACAAAGGAAACCUGAAGUUGCAUCUUCAAAGUGCGAAAAAGAAGUAGAAGAAUAGGGAAGAAGCUUAUAACUGAUAGGAGCUAGAAAGAUAAGAAAUCAUAAAUGAGAGUAUCUAACUUAUACGAACACUGUAGAGAUGCCGAGCACUUGCAAACUUCCUUGAUAUAGAUGGAAAUAAUAUACAACACAAGUUACGUGAAAGUUGAUGAUGAAAUUAAAUCAGAACGAUAAUGAUUCACAGAAGCAGAAAGGGAACCACAAUCAAUAGUUCAACAAACAUAAAAAAAGAAACAGACACAAUGAAGGCAAGAGACUUGAAAACUUUUUUGUUUUAUUUACUCAAAUUUGUGAUAUUCGUCGAUUUUCGUUUGUUAAGUUACUAGAGAAACAUGUUUAAUCGAGAAAAGCGAACAGCGCGAAUUAAAUACGUUUUUAGGUUCUAACCGUGAUUCGCAGUGUUGCGAAGUCCGUAUCUCGUUCUAAUAAACUACGUAGUAAUUUUUAGAGGUCACAUUCCUUUAAAACAUACGUCCAUUGUUCACCGAGAGACUAGGGACGGCUAUGGUCCCUGUGGUGCUCUCGAAUGCAAUGGGAUCUCUCUCAUUAAACUCACUUCAGUACCUGUUGUUUAAGGAAAAGCAUGCAGGAGAACAAAACAUAGUGAAAGAAAACAAGCGAAUGAUUGAUAAGACGAAUUUUAAUUUAGGCAUCAAUUUGAAAUGAUACGAUAUUAUUGAACCUGUUUCAAAAAUAAAAAUGAUGGACAAACAGUAAUCAACAGUCGUCAGUUGAAGGCAGUAGUAAUUAAACAAAGAUAAAAUCGCAAGCGAAACAAGGAUUUCCUUCACACCAAUCUAGUCCGAUUCACUGUUGUUUUUAUUUGUAUUUUUUAAAUAUAUAUUUUCCUGCAUGGGAAAAUUCAAAAUGUGAUAAAACAAAUCGGGCAGCCACCAAGUGUCGGUGGUAGCACAGACAUUAAAUCUGAUUUUUUUUUUGUACAGAAAAAUGAAGAGAUGAGACUCAAUUCUCGUUAAAGACGCGAAAAAUUGAAAAACAGGUACUAGCAAAAACCGAACUUUAAGCUAUUUAGGAAAAGAGAAAACGCGAUAACAUGGUUAGAUGUAAGUGGAAGCUCAUUGCGUUGUUUUCCUGAACGCUAAACAGUAUUUUCACGUGCAAACCCCCAAUUGUUAUUAAAUAGCAAUCGUGUGAUAUUUAAUAACAAAUUAGACUCAAAAAGAAAAGGAAAAAUAAUCCCAUAAUCGAAUUGCCUUUAAUGAACUGUGAUCGAUAUCAAAUCUCGUCUCGUUCCUUUUUCUCAUCACUUCGUUGUGUAAGGACAAAAUCGCAACUAAGAGGAGAAACUCAUUUUUACACGCUCUCAUUUGUUACAUCAUCUACAAUUAACUCCUUUUGUUGUUUUACAAGGCUAAUAAGUACUAGAACAAUACAUUCGUGUGUGAUUCGGAGUUGUUUAUACUCUGGCUGACUGAUUAUUGUUGUUUAGAACUACUAGUUAGAAAGUGACACAAUACAUUUAAUUGAAAUAAAGAAAUGUAUGCCAAAAGUAUUCAUAUUGAUACAAAAGAGAAAAAAUAAACUGAUAAAAUUAUGUUUAAAAAGAAAAAAUUAAAAUUCGUCAAAUUGUUCCUAAAAAGCCACACGCGGUUUAAUUUUAGUUUUCUUUAAGCUAGAAUCGUUAAACAAAAACAAUACAUUGAGAAAAAUCUGAGCUUCUCUCGAUACCUGUGACAAACACAAAUGACAUGCAAUAAAACAAAAAAGUUAACCUCAAAUUUUCUUUCAUGUAACAAGAGUUAAGUCCAUGCCUCGAUAGUCUCGCUUGUCAAUUGAACCUAGAAUACAUUAAAUUUGUUUUCGAUUCUGCAGUUACACAAACAUUCGCGCAAACCAAAUCGUUGCCAGAUUUGUGCUGUUGCACUUUUUCAGGUGACACUGCUGUGAUCCAUUUGAUAAGAAUUACACUUAUAGAGAAUGCAGAAGUAAACAAGUGAACAUGGGAAAAAGGAUAAGACAAAAAUCAACUUGAGAAAAAUAAAAAUCUCGCAUCUGUGAAACGACGACGACCGAAUUAACAACACUUACAGAUACAAAUCAAUCGGGUAACUUUGUAAUAUUGUUGUAUAAGCCAGACGGUAGGUCUAUUGAAAAUCAUCCAUGUUUUCCAGUAGAUAAAUUCUUGUGCAAAUUUCAUGCAACAGGAAUCCGAAGCGAAUGAAUAAUACAAUGAAUUUUAUUAUUAACGAAAUAUGAACGCUCGCCUCUCUAAAUCAAAAUCAAGAGACAAACAUACGAAACGAGGGAAAAUCGAAACAAAAAUAGGGAGAAACAAUUUUUAUUUACAUACAUAGGGAAAGAAUCGUUAAUUUUUUUUGUGAUGCUAUUUUUCACACAAUCUACAUUUUUCCUAACAAACGCAGCACAUUAUGCGGAGGUAGAAAGUAAAUACAUUUAUUUUUAUUUGAAAAUGCAUAAAGCACGUGUCACGACGAAAGAACACGUUUUCCGAUAACCAUUGCGAAUGGUAAUUAAUUUCUUUUCCCCCCGGAUAAUCUUCAUUACAUAACUGCUUAGAAGAUUUCGAAGAAAAUUAAUGUAAUUGUUUGAUGAACAUUAGUAACUAAUAAAAUAUCAUAUUUAAUGGCAAA
This is a messenger RNA of Malaya genurostris, 9430 nucleotides long. RefSeq lists its product as uncharacterized. The record is from RefSeq and is a predicted model, not a curated record. Lineage: Eukaryota; Metazoa; Arthropoda; Insecta; Diptera; Culicidae. The transcript is spliced from 5 exons. Gene Ontology annotation, cellular component: cytoplasm; nucleus; ribonucleoprotein complex. Bases 568 to 3372 code for a protein of 934 amino acids. Gene Ontology annotation, molecular function: ATP binding; RNA binding; RNA helicase activity.